Messenger RNA from Eutrema salsugineum, 622 nucleotides. RefSeq names its product VQ motif-containing protein 8, chloroplastic. The transcript has a single exon. NCBI's taxonomy places the organism in Eukaryota, Viridiplantae, Streptophyta, Magnoliopsida, Brassicales, Brassicaceae. The record is from RefSeq and is a predicted model, not a curated record. The coding region runs from base 100 to 534 and encodes 144 amino acids. Gene Ontology annotation, cellular component: nucleus.
UCCGAAUACACAAAUCAACAAGAACUACAUUUAUCUUCAUUUAUCUUUGCUUCUCCAUCUCUAGUUCUCUAUUUACACAUUCUCUUGAUAUUAAUCACCAUGAUUCCGUCAAGAAGUCAUGAUAUCAACGUCUCACGUCCUCCGUCGCUAAAACUCGCCGGAGAAUCCCACUCCAUCAAGAAAACGACGACGUGUAACGUCGUGAAGCAUCCACGGCGACAUGGACGGACAGCUCCAGUAAUCAUAUACGCGCACUCUCCGAAGGUGAUCCACACGCGCGCCGAAAACUUCAUGGCUUUGGUUCAGCAGCUUACCGGUCUCGAGGAGAUCAUUAGACGGAACCCUAACGACGUUAGCGAAUCUUCCUCUGUAGUAACGGAAGAGGUCAACGUCGGUGAUGAUGACACGAGUCAGGAGAGACAACAACGACGAAACUUAGCUGAUAUUCCAUUGUUCACGCCAAGCUCGAUGACCUUGUUUGGUUCUCCAACUCAACUUCUUUAUCUGUCACCAAACCGGACCGAUCUGGUUUAACAAGUUCAUAAAAGACUCCCCAAUGUAUACUUUUAUAGUUUCGUUUCAUAUAAGCUCAAUUAUGCGUUUAUUUGUUUGUUCGUUUGUU